This is a messenger RNA of Schistocerca serialis cubense, 6810 nucleotides long. Its product is annotated as lachesin-like. The record is from RefSeq and is a predicted model, not a curated record. The transcript is spliced from 10 exons. Lineage: Eukaryota; Metazoa; Arthropoda; Insecta; Orthoptera; Acrididae. Bases 1 to 1272 code for a protein of 423 amino acids. Gene Ontology annotation, cellular component: neuron projection.
AUGGAGGAGCGCUGCAGGCUUUGUCCGCCAACGGAAGACCCGGAGUUCACAGAGCAGAUCGAGAACAUCACAGUGCCGGCGGGCCGAAACGUGAAGCUGGCGUGCUCCGUCAAGAACCUCGGCACCUACAAGGUGGCGUGGAUGCACUUCGAGCAGUCGGCGAUCCUGACGGUGCACAACCACGUGAUCACGAGGAACCCCCGCAUCUCGGUGACGCACGACAAGCACCGCACGUGGUUCCUGCACAUCAGCAACGUGCAGGAGGAGGACAAGGGCCGCUACAUGUGCCAGAUCAACACCGUCACCGCCAAGACGCAGUUCGGCUACCUGCACGUCGUCGUGCCGCCCAACAUCGACGACUCGCUGAGCAGCUCUGACGUGAUCGUCCGGGAGGGCGCUGACGUCACUCUGACGUGCCACGCCAGCGGGUCGCCGCCGCCCAGCGUCAAGUGGAAGCGCGACGACGGCUCCAAGAUCGCCAUCAACAAGUCGCUCUCCGUGCUGGAAUGGGAGGGGGAGGUGCUGGAGCUGACGCGCAUCUCCCGCCUGGACAUGGGCGCCUACCUGUGCAUCGCGUCCAACGGCGUGCCGCCCACCGUCAGCAAGAGGAUCAAAGUCAGCGUGGACUUCCCGCCGAUGCUGUGGAUCCCGCACCAGCUGGUGGGCGCGCCCCUGGGCUACAGCGUGACGCUGGAGUGCUUCACCGAGGCGCACCCCACCUCGCUCAACUACUGGACUCGCGAGGACGGCAACAUGAUCCACGACUCGGCGGGCAAGUACAGCAUCUCCAACACGGCCGGGUCGCCCGCCUACAAGACGCACAUGCGGCUCUCCAUCAUGAACAUCCGCGAGGCCGACUACGGCACGUACAAGUGCGUCGCCAAGAACCCUCGCGGCGAGACGGACGGCACCAUCCGGCUAUACACAUCCGCGCCGCCGUCGACAACGCCCGGGCCGAGCACGACCGAUGCGGCGGCGUCGCGGCGGCACCCAGAUGACGGGUUGGACCCAUCCGGCAAUGACGUGAACAACUCAGUGUACAGCUCCCUCAGCGGGCAUUACUCGGACAAAGGCUCCAAGUACCAGUCGAAUCUCAACGAGAUCGAUAAGUCGGAACAGAAGUCACCUCCUGAGGCGUCUGGCAAAGGGAUGCACCGCGACUGGUUGAAGCCGGAGCUCACUGCAGCUGGUAGCAGCGCGGCGAACGGUGCCGUGUUGCUGGUGGUGGCAACGGCGGCCGCUUCCGUCGCAGCGUUCGCCCUGCACAGAUAAGGAAGACCAGCCUCAGAACAGCACCCCCACUGGUGGAUUUUGCAGUUAACAGUAACGGACAGCGUGAAAACUACACGAGAACUGGGAACCACGACAGCAGCAACAAGACUGAUCGAGCUUCUCCGAGAGUAGCGCCGGAAUCAUCAACUCAGGACUAAACUCUCUCACACCAGCCACCCCCAACCCCAAUCCCCACAACCCCGUGACGUUAGCAGUGGUGACGCAUGUCCUACAGUGACGACGUACGCAGGAUGCAGAAGACCGCGUGACGAAGCUGGAUAUCAACCCGGCUGUGUCUCCUGGAACUUGUGCCCUGUGUUGCUCAUUGCCCAGACGUUUGGACCCUACGUAGCUGUGUUUGUGUGCCCCGUAUUGCUCCUCUGCUUUGUAGGAUUCCGCGUGUGCGCGGCUGAGAGUAAUGCCAAAAUUCGUUCCCUGUCCUUUCGGCUACACAGAUGCUUCCUUGCCGGCACUCCGGACCCUAUCUCCCUGCCAUUUAAAACGAACUUUGGCUGCUACAGUGACUGUAUCUUCUGGAACUAUUAUGACUAGGCGUACAGUCUACGCUCAUUUAGUGGCGCUUCAGUUACUAGAAAGAUUUCAUGUCACACAAACUAUCCACUACCUACCAAAACCUACUGGAGUUACGAUGGUUAUAUUUUAUGGUGGAAGAAACACAUAAUGACUUACACUACUGGCAAGUAAUCUCAUUGCAAAUAUCCAACGUCUACGAAAAAAUUCCCAGCUGUGAAGGUUGAAUAAAGAGCAAUCUGUUUUCCUGACAAGAUUUACAAGGCAGUGCUUGAAACAACUAUCAAUGUAUGUAUGUUAAUUGGUAAACUGGCAUCACAUUUGGCAGUGUUAGUGACUGGUUGGAAGUCAUUACUGAACGACUAUAAUACUGCUUUUUGGAGACGCUGCAGUAUGAUAGCUAUAGAUAAAUCAUUAUCAGCAAUUAAGUAUAAUAUUUACGCAAUUUUAGCGUCUUUUAAAUGUUUCCAACGAGUGGCCUACCUUAAUGAAUCAAAUUGUUGUCUCAAUAGUUGUAACGAUGUCUGCUACGCUUGUUCCCGUUUCAGUAUGAUAAGUUUCCUAAAUGCUUUAAUAAAAGCCGUCUUUUCUGAUGACUUUAGGACAUUACGCGUUGAUGUAGCAAUUCCCAUAAUACCGUCAUUGUAGUAGUCGUGAAUUGUUGGUUCCGUACCUCAGUUGUCGUGUGUGCUACACCUUAUUUUACUACAGUGUUAAUCACUUUCUUUGUGUAAGCAAUUCCUCGCUGCCAGAAUUGGUGGCUAACGGCCUCAGGCUGCUGCAGGGUAACAUUUCGAAACUAAAAUAAAUUUGCCAGAGGGAAGAAUUUGCCAAUUAAGUUAUGAGCGCUGGACUCUACAGUCUAAUACUGUGCCUGCCGGAUGUCGAAUUAACGAAAGUUUGUUGCACAGUGAGGAUCUCUGACGAACAUAGCCAACUCACUCUCGCUGGUGGCAAUCUCUCGUUACCUCGUUAUCUUUGCUACCUUCUAUCACGCCACGGGAAACAUACUUCGGAAAACAGAAAGAAACGCUGCACCAGUGAUACCUCGAUCACAUUUUAAUAAAAGCGUAUACAUGAUUACUUUACAUCACUUUAGUUGUGCUUGUAGUACACAGGAAUACAAAAGCGGUUCGUCCUCUUAGAUCAAAUACACCCACAUGACCACAAGAUCAGCGCCUGUAUCAUCACUUCUGUAUCAUUGCCUCUGAAAAUCAUUCUUUUCCCGUUAAGCAAUUAUGUAGGUUCGCAAACAGACGCGUAAGUCCGAUGUCCACUAUACCACAUGGCCUACUCGUAGAAAGUCUUUCCCACGUAAAACUUACGUAAGGGCAUGACGAAGAUGGAAGGUAACACGUUGCGCUGUUCAGUUUUUUCACUCGUCACCUGCAGAUGAUCUUCUACAAAUGUCAUUUCGUAUAUUUCAGAACUGGAAAUAGCCACUUAUAUUUCUCAUUAUGCAUAUCUCUGUCACAGAUAUGAACGACAGAUGUGUAACUUUAUGAAAGUGAGAAAAAAUGUGAUCAUUCUAAAUGGAUGUAGAAACCAAAAGAGGCGUGGGUGGAGUGGUGGGGAGGGUAUAUGGGGGAGGUAGGAGGGAAACUACAAUGUCGCGAGGCAUAAGAAUUAACGGCAAAACAUGAUACCGUUCAAGAAAACAACACAGGCAAUCCUGUACUAGUAAAAUCUGACGACUCUGUCUAUGUUACAUUAGUAGAGACAUAAAACAUGACAAUUCCCCCAGUCGCAUCUGUGUUUAAAGAUUUCGAUAGCAUAUUUUGACCUAAUUAAUUUUAUGAGAUGCACUGACAUAUAUCUGGCGUUGAUAAUGGGAUGUGAUUUAAUGAUUGCAGAAAUUAAAAAUUUUUUGGUCGUAAUAGUUCCAAAUAAUUGCUCAAAAUGCUGAAUUCUGUGUGAGAUUCAUUAUAUGGGACGUCAAAGACACUGAAUAUUACUUGUUAGUAACAAUAGCAAUGAUAUUAAAUUAAUGCAAGACAGUAUGUAGGUACGCACAUGUUAAACAGUUUUUAUUUUUACUGCUUAUAGAAACCGCUUUAAUGCAAAGUUGGUUGUCAACAAGUUUUGUGUAUGAUUCGUAUCGUUUAAGUAAGGACCUACGUCCAAAAUGUGGCAGAUGUCCUUAAAGCAGGGCAGUUGACAGUUAAAGGGAUGAAAGAUCCCUGUUAACCAAUUGCUGCUUAGGCCUCGUCGUAUAACCAAUAGGAAUAGAUAGAAAUUAAUCCUUCGAUCCGUCUACCUGCGAAACAAGCACAAUGAUAAUUCUUUACAAGUAUUUUAAAUUAAUAAAACAAACUACACUGUUUCUUUUUAACCAAACCUGAUGUAAAGAAUAGUACGUUUCAGAUAUCAUUUCGAAAUCUUCAUCACAUUAUUCAUAUUCUUUGAAAGAACCCGUAGAGGGAUUUCUUCUUAUUUUUUCUUCUUCUUCUUUAUCUUCGUCAUCUUCUCCUUUUUCUUCUUUUUCUUUAGUAUACCCGUCUUAUGAGAGGUUUCAAUUGAAGUCUCUCCACUGCGUCCUGUUUUGAGUAUCUUCCUACAUCUGUCUGUAUGUUCUUCCUUCUCUGAUGUCAUCCAUCCUUCCAGAUCUUUUCCUACCUCUUCCUCUAAUUCUUUGUUGGAAAUAGUUCCCAGGCGGUAUGCUUCCCAGCUAAAGUAUUUUGUUCUUUAUGAUAACUUCCAUCAAGCUUCUUCCUCACCUUAUUUUCUUCAUUAGAUUCUCGUUUUUAACUCUGUCACCCCGUAGAUCCUCGUCCUUAACUCUGACAGUCCACUUUGCCUCAACCAUUCUUUCCCAUAACCACAAUUCUAAACUUAAUAGAUAUAUUUCUUGUUUCUUCUUAGCUUUCCAUGAUUAACUGCUGUAUAACCCUACACCCCAGACACAACAUUUAGCAAUCUUUUCCUCGGCUCCAUUGGAAUUCUCCCGGAUGGUAAUAACGGCUUCACCUUCACAGAUGCUUAUCUCCCAUUAGUAUACUCUUCCUUAUCUUAUUUCUUCUGUACGGCUUCCAUUCCAUGUCAUUCAACUUCUCGCGUACAGAAAGGACUUUACUUGCUCUGUCUUUUUUUUUUUUUUUUUUUAGGAAUAUGUUAACUGGAGUUUCCUUCUUGCUUAUUCUCAUCACUUUUGUCGUUGCUGUACUUAAAUUCAUUGCAUACUUCUUGCCUCUUCCUGUUAUACUCUUCAACAUCUUCUGUAGCUCCUUUUCUGAUUACGCUAGCGCUGCUUGGUCAUCGGGGUAUUUUAUAGUCUGUCCUUACUCCUCCAUUUACAAUGCGUCUUGCAAUCUCUAUGGUCCUACCUAUCAGUUGUUUUCCAUAGAUGUUGAAGAGAUUCGCUGACAGUGGGCAUCCUUGCUUACACCAUUUUCAGCGCUCAUCUCUUAGGCCUCCACAUUCUCAGUUCUAACUGUCCCUUUUUGCUUUGUAUACAUUUCAUUUAUUAACUCUCUGUCUUCCCAGGCUAUACCAAAAUUAUUAUUGGCAUCAUUAUUUGAUAAAUAAUGAAUAUUGAAUGUGUAUUAAAGUACCAAACAGUCAUACUGUUAUAUAGUAAAAAUAAAGUGUCCACAGCUGCGGUUAGUAUUCUGGACCCGAGAAAAACUGAAGGAAACUCCUUUCUGGACAACGCUUCCGCAAAAUGUAAUCUAAAUCAUUUACUGCUCGAAAUAUUGGUCCUCUGCAUAUAUUUUUGUAGAUGAUUUCAUGAGUUAUUUUUAAAAGGAGAGGUGAGUGGCACGUAGCCGGUAAAGGGCUUCUGACCAGUGCAAGUAGAGUGCAGCCGUGGCACUUCUAGAGGGGGGGGGGGGGGGGUGAGCCCAUCGCCCUGCUGCCUUGACCCCUCUCCCACCCCUAGAAAAAAAAAACCCGAUGCACAUCUGACAGCAGGCCGAACCGAAUGGACAUGAGGGAGUCCUGGAGGCACUAAGGAAUUCAAGUUGAGGACGAGCUCUAACUAGAUCUACCAGAAUACGAAUUUAGUUGUAUCUACAAACUAACAUGAUUUACUUGUAUUUGUUGCUGUUAAGUCUAUACAACAAACAGUUCUGGAAACAGUACAUAUAGUGCUAAGGUAAAUAGGCAUCUACAGCAACAACACCAAGAAACUCGUGAUAAACGGGCAACAUACUCCACUGUCCGGUAUAGUUCUGCUAUAAAAUUAUAACAGUGCUGUUCAGGAAGAGAUUAAAUGAAGUUAUAAUGUUUGUAUGUGCUUGUGUGUGUGUGUGUGUGUGUGUGUGUGUGUGUGUGAACAAAGAGGUUUAGAUAAUCGUGCCAAAGACUUUUCUCCCAAAUGUGUCGGCUCACUGCACAAACGUCGAUGCCCUGCUAUGUUGUAAAGUUAUGCUUAUACAGCUCACAAUGUAGGUAAAUAAUUCAGUUUCACUGAAGAAAAAUUACACUGAAUGUGCUCCUCGUAUACUAAAGCGUCUUAAGCCUAAUAUUAUGUAACAAAACUGUAUAGUGUUAUUGAUGGCAGAUACUAAAACGACUCACUGUAUGUAUUUUCUGAUAAACAGAGCCAGAAACAGUGGACAACUGAAUGUCAAAGACUGUGAAGUUGACCUUUAUAAGAUGUAUUUUUCGUGAUGUUUGCUGAGCCACAAAAUUUUUCGCGCAGGCUGUGUGCGUGUAGUGCAUCUGUGCGUGUGCGUGUGUGUGUGUGUGUGUGCGUGUGUGUGUAUAUGUGUGUGUGUGUGUGUGUGUGUUUGCGUGUGUUUUCAGACACACAGUUGAAGAGAGCGAUUGUGACUGCUGUAUUGUUCUCUGGUUAACACCUCUAACCCCAACGCAGUUACUUUACUAUAACAAAAAUAUAUUAAUAUAUUAACAGGGAAAUGGAAGAUAACGUUGCUUAACCGUUGUUCAGGUCAACAAAAAAGUAAUAACCAGAUAUAUUAUAUAUGUAUGUCGACUAUUUAUAAUGUUACGUUAUAAAUGUAUCCAAAAAAUUGUGAAAAAUAAAACAAUGACUAGAGCUUACAG